This is a messenger RNA of Malania oleifera, 2727 nucleotides long. RefSeq lists its product as uncharacterized. Gene Ontology annotation, cellular component: cytoplasm. The coding region runs from base 683 to 2404 and encodes 573 amino acids. Gene Ontology annotation, biological process: protein ubiquitination. The record is from RefSeq and is a predicted model, not a curated record. Lineage: Eukaryota; Viridiplantae; Streptophyta; Magnoliopsida; Santalales; Ximeniaceae. Gene Ontology annotation, molecular function: ubiquitin protein ligase activity. The transcript is spliced from 3 exons.
AUACAUACAUACAUAUAGAAAACACAUUUUAACACGUGUUAAGCACCUGAACUGCGCCGGGGGGAAGGGAGCCAAUGGCGCGGGCAGGGGGGUUGGGCGCAAACAGAUUAGUGCUAGACUUUGAUUAUAUUAUGUCUUCGCAAACAUACCGUUAUCUUUAAAAUACGUCGGCGCACAUUUUAUGCUCCAUUCCACAAAUUUCUACUUCCAGCAGGUGGAUCCUUCUCCCAAACCCUAAUUUGGUUCUUGUUGAACACUUUCAGGUUCCCAUUCAUGAUUCUUUACUAAUCCUAUUCGUUGAUUAAUGAUCAUCUUUGCGUUAUCUCGAUUCAUUGUCCUGCUCGCUUUUAUGCCGAAACGCGAGCUGCAUUUUUUAUUUUAAGGUUGGAAUAGUGAAGCGGAAAGUUUAAUCUUGCGUAUUGAACCUUUGCGUUUGAUCUUGAGCACGGCUGACUCGACUACGUCAAGUUGACUCCUACGACUUUGAUUUUAGUUGCCUACUUCAUCAGCAGUGGCAUGUGCCUUCAGCAGCAUCAUAGAGGGACUAUCAAAACUGUAUGUGGCAGGAUUUCUGUGAUUGUUACUGCUUACUAUCCUUCCACUGGUUAGUGCUGUCCCAUGCACUGAUUGAUUCUCUAGUUGCCACUUAGUUCAGUCUUGCUGUGCUGGUGUUUUGUUCCAGAUGGAUGAAGAGACGCAGAGUACCUCCCAGAACUUGGCUCAGUUCACUGUGAAUAGCAAUAGGAAUGGUGAUUUAGGAGUUGACUGUUCUGACUUAUUGGCAGCAUGUGCUCUUUGUAGAAGAAAUUUUUCACCUAAUAAUGAGGCAGCUGGUGAUCUUGAAGCUAUAUGUGGGGACUGUAAAUUCUUGUUACUUGAAGAUCAUGGAACCCCUGUUCAGGACCCUAACCAAAUGCUGUCUGGAAGAAGAAGAAGAAGCAGAAGGUACAGUAGUUCCGAGUCAAUUGAGGAUCAUUUCUCACAGCAGUUCUCGCAAAUGAUUAAUCUGGCGAGACAAAACGAAUCCACGGUCUUUGGACAUGAGAAUCUACCUGUAAAUGGUGAUGCCGCUGCUGCAAGGCUAUUCCAGCGCACAAGUUCCCAUACUACCCCUAGUGGGUCUAGGAGAUGGUCACGGGUGUUGUCUGAUACUGAAAGUGAGGGCUUUGAUAAUUUGGACUCUAUUUAUGGAGAGAGUGAAUCAAGUAUAAGCUUUAGUGGGUACAGGGUAUUUCAUGGUGAGAGUGAUGUUAUUUCUUUUAGUGCUUAUGGAGGAGAUUCUGAUGCUUCUGUGGAUGGACAUAGUUUUCUGGAUACCGAAAUAUUUACCCAUCCAGAUGAGGGAAGUGAUCUUGAUAGUGAUACUGAUAUUGACCCAAUGCAUGCUGGUCCCAGUGAAUGGAACUUAGAUGAAGAAGAGGAUGGCGAGGAUGACGACGAUGAUGGUGAAUGGGAAGAAGCUGAUACUGAGGAAAACGCAGUUGAAUCAGCAACAACUGGAGUCCGGCUCCCAAAUUUUCUCACUUCAGGCCUUGGUGAAAGCAUUGGCCAUGAAAUUUGGCGCAGUCUUUUUGGUGUUCCUGAAUUUGAACGUGUACGCUGGGGAAUUAGGGAAGGCGCACAGACUGCUAGCAUCUUUGCUGGUUCAGAGGGAUCAAGGUUAUCUCGUUAUGUUGGGAAUUCUGGGGAUUACCUUGAUGGUAGAGGCUUUGAGGAACUGCUAGAGAAUCUUGCAGGGGCAGACAGCUUGAGACGAGGUUCACCUCCUGCGUCUGCAUCUUUUGUUAAUAAUAUGCCGCGCAUGAUUGUUAAGGAGGAACAUUUGAAGCAUGAUGGUUUGGCCUGUGCAAUCUGCAAGGAUCAUCUUUCUGUUGGGACCGAAGUGAACCAGCUUCCCUGUUUUCAUAUCUAUCACCCUUCCUGCAUCUUGCCGUGGUUGAGCGCACGAAACUCAUGCCCCCUUUGUCGGUACGAGCUUCCUACUGAUGACAAAGACUAUGAAGAGGGUAAGCAGAGGGCUAGUCUUCAAAUGGAAAGCCGGGAAAUCCAGUCACAGGGUGUGAAUGAGGAUGGUUACUCUGAUGUGACUGAUGGAGGUGAAGUCGAUGAAGCCGGUGAAUAUAGUCAAGGUAGACUGCUGCUGGGAGAGCCCAUGGAUGUAGAUCCCGCCGAAAGUGACUCCUCUGGCAGGGAUGGUAGAAGAGGGAGAUGGUUUUUUCUCGCUGCUGCAGCUCCAAUUGUCUCACUUGUGGGUAUGGUUCUUGUGUUGUGGUUGGGCAAUCCUCUGGCAGAAGGAAGAGGGUCUAGAGGCCGUCCUGGCUUUGCUGAGCAGGGCCAGCGUCAAAAUCAAAGUUCCCCACACCGAAGGGAGAACCCGAGCAGGAGGUGGUGGUAUCUAUUCUAACUGAUUUUGUUGUUGGAUUCAAAUUGAAAACUAGUAACCUCUAGUGAUUAUGUUUGAUUGCUUUGUUUUGUAUCUAUAUUAUGGUGUAUCUUUGAUGUCUCCAAUGAGCGAGUCUGCGUGCUUACUUCAUGGCAUUUGGCAUUUUUCAAACUCAGCAUGUCACUUUCUGUUUUUGUUGAAUGAGUAAGCAUCUGAGCGUGCAUACAUGUAUAUGAUAAGAACCUGUUCCUGAACCAGUUAAUGUAUGCUUGGAACUGGUUUGGUUCUGGUCUUAACUUGUAAUAAGAUGAAUGAUGAAUGAUUUUUUUUUUUUGCUUAUUUAA